Dothidotthia symphoricarpi CBS 119687 is the source of this 1176-nucleotide messenger RNA. Its product is annotated as uracil phosphoribosyltransferase. NCBI's taxonomy places the organism in Eukaryota, Fungi, Ascomycota, Dothideomycetes, Pleosporales, Dothidotthiaceae. The transcript has 5 exons. The record is from RefSeq and is a predicted model, not a curated record. The coding region runs from base 213 to 947 and encodes 244 amino acids.
GACACUGUGUCCGUUUGUUGUAGUUUCUCUUACAUGCUCGUCUAUCUCUGAGGUGAUCUAAGACCGUCCUUGUGCCCCACUUACCGGAGUGUUGCCCAAUUCUGUAGCCAUUGACAGAGGCCUAUCUGAGAGCUUCAAAGCUGAGCCUACAACCCCUCCAACUACCCCACUUCAUACAUUCUAUACUAUACCAAACCAUACAUCAACACAAAAUGUCUUCCGAGCCCCAAACAGCCCCCUCGCAAAGCGUAGGCCCGGAAUACCGUCCCGACACCCAAAAGCCCAUUGCAACCGUCUCAACUCCCCUCACCCAGGCCAAUGUCCACAUCCUGCCCCAAACGCCGCAGUUGAUAGCCCUGCUAACCAUGAUCCGCGACAAAAACACCAAUCGAGCAGAUUUCAUCUUCUAUUCGAACCGCAUCAUUCGGCUAUUGGUCGAAGAAGGGUUGAACCACCUUCCCGUCGUUAGCCACGAGAUCACGACGCCGGUGGGGCGGACCUAUGCCGGUGUCAAGUUUGAGGGCAAGAUCUGCGGAGUGUCCAUUAUGCGUGCAGGAGAGAGCAUGGAGGAGGGGCUGCGGAACUGCUGCCGGUCUGUGAGGAUUGGAAAGAUUUUGAUUCAGAGGGACGAGGAGACGUCUAAGGCAAAGUUGUACUAUGACAAGUUGCCCGAGGAUAUCGCCGAGCGGUGGGUGUUGUUGCUGGACCCUAUGCUUGCUACUGGGGGUUCGGCGCUCAUGGCGGUUGAGGUCCUCAAGUCGAGGGGUGUGCCCGAGGAUCACAUUCUCUUCCUGAAUCUCAUUGCUAGCCCUGAGGGUGCGAAGAGCUUCGCAGAACAGUUCCCCAAGGUGAGGGUUGUCACUGCCUUUGUUGACCAGGGUCUGGAUGAGAAGAACUACAUCGUUCCAGGACUGGGUGACUUUGGCGACCGCUUCUACACUAUGUAGGGUAUUUGAGAAUCCUUGCAUCUUCAUCAUGACGACAUGUGGUGGGUGGUUUGGCGUAGGGGUAACCCUCGAUCUAGUCUCGACUUAUAAAAGCAUGAAGGCCUGUGGAAGAUAUAUAGCUGCCCUUGAAGCUUUCACUCAAGAACGGAGUUUUUCCAAUAAGAAUAUGCCAUUUCAGUUGACCUCACCUCGCUGUAACUGACAAUGGAUGAACGGCCAACUUGAAUAA